This is a messenger RNA of Knipowitschia caucasica, 618 nucleotides long. The record is from the annotation of a GenBank genome assembly. NCBI's taxonomy places the organism in Eukaryota, Metazoa, Chordata, Actinopteri, Gobiiformes, Gobiidae.
AUGGGGGUUUGGUUUGGGGGGGUGGGGUUGUGGGGGGUGGGGGGUGGUAAAUGGGGUUGGAGGGGGGGGGAGCCGGUGGUCCCCCCCCCCUGCCUCCCCCUGUGGGGGGCCGUAACCCCCCGUGCCCCCCCCCCCCCCCCGGGCGGUUUGGUUUGGAUGGGGUUGGGGUGGGGAGGGGGAAAAGUUCCGGACUUUUUGUUUGGGGUGGUGGGGGGUGUUGGGGUUUUGUUUUUGGGUUGGUGGUGUGGGGGGGGGAAAGGAGCGUCCCCCCCCCCCUUUUGGUGGGUUGAGGGGUUAUUGGUGUGGUUGGGGGGGGGUGGGGUUGGUGGUGGGGGGGAGAAGGGGCGGAUUUCCCCCCCCCCCCCUUGGGGUUUUGGGGUUUGUGGGGGGGGGGUGGGGGUUGGGGUUUUUGGGUGGGUGGGUUUUUUGUGGGGUUUGGGGGGUUGGGUGUGGGGGGGUGUUGGGGUGGGUUUGGGGGGGGGUUGGGGGGUGGGGUUGUUGUUGGGUGGGUGGGGGGGUGGGGGGGGGUUUGGGGUUUGUUGUAUUUUGUUGUGUUGGGGGUGGGUGGGGGUGUUUUGGGGUUAUGGUGUGGGGGGGGGGGUGCAAAACCCCCUUUGA